Closterium sp. Naga37s-1 is the source of this 8385-nucleotide messenger RNA. Lineage: Eukaryota; Viridiplantae; Streptophyta; Zygnematophyceae; Desmidiales; Closteriaceae. The record is from the annotation of a GenBank genome assembly.
AUGGUGGAAAGUUGGCAAUGGAAAAGAGCAUGUGAUGUGUGCAUGGCAGGCAGCGAUGCAAGCAGUAGAAGGGCCAGGGGAGGAGAGGUGGCUGCUGGGAUGAUGCACGGCAAUGCGAUUGGAAAGACCCAUCACCUCAACCCAUCUCACACUCCCAUCACCUCAUCCCAUCUCACACUCCCAUCACCCCAUCCCAUCUCACACUCCCAUCACCCCAUCCCAUCUCACACUCCCAUCACCUCAUCCCCUCUCACACUCCCAUCACCUCAUCCCAUCUCACACUCCCAUCACCUCAACCCAUCUCACACUCCCAUCACCUCAUCCCAUCUCACACUCCCAUCACCCCAUCCCAUCUCACACUCCCAUCACCCCAUCCCAUCUCACACUCCCAUCACCUCAUCCCCUCUCACACUCCCAUCACCUCAUCCCAUCUCACACUCCCAUCACCUCAACCCAUCUCACACUCCCAUCACCUCAUCCCAUCUCACACUCCCAUCACCCCAUCCCAUCUCACACUCCCAUCACCCCAUCCCAUCUCACACUCCCAUCACCUCAUCCCCUCUCACACUCCCAUCACCUCAUCCCAUCUCACACUCCCAUCACCUCAACCCAUCUCACACUCCCAUCACCUCAUCCCAUCUCACACUACCAUCACCCCAUCCCAUCUCACACUCCCAUCACCCCAUCCCAUCUCACACUCCCAUCACCUCAUCCCCUCUCACACUCCCAUCACCUCAUCCCAUCUCACACUCCCAUCACCUCAACCCAUCUCACACUCCCAUCACCUCAUCCCAUCUCACACUCCCAUCACCCCAUCCCAUCUCACACUCCCAUCACCCCAUCCCAUCUCACACUCCCAUCACCUCAUCCCCUCUCACACUCCCAUCACCUCAUCCCAUCUCACACUCCCAUCACCUCAUCCCAUCUCACACUCCCAUCACCCCAUCCCAUCUCACACUCCCAUCACCCCAUCCCAUCUCACACUCCCAUCACCUCAUCCCCUCUCACACUCCCAUCACCUCAUCCCAUCUCACACUCCCAUCACCUCAUCCCAUCUCACACUCCCAUCACCUCAUCCCAUCUCACACUCCCAUCACCCCAUCCCAUCUCACACUCCCAUCACCUCAUCCCCUCUCACACUCCCAUCACCUCAUCCCAUCUCACACUCCCAUCACCUCAACCCAUCUCACACUCCCAUCACCUCAUCCCAUCUCACACUCCCAUCACCCCAUCCCAUCUCACACUCCCAUCACCCCAUCCCAUCUCACACUCCCAUCACCUCAUCCCCUCUCACACUCCCAUCACCUCAUCCCAUCUCACACUCCCAUCACCUCAACCCAUCUCACACUCCCAUCACCUCAUCCCAUCUCACACUCCCAUCACCCCAUCCCAUCUCACACUCCCAUCACCCCAUCCCAUCUCACACUCCCAUCACCUCAUCCCCUCUCACACUCCCAUCACCUCAUCCCAUCUCACACUCCCAUCACCUCAACCCAUCUCACACUCCCAUCACCUCAUCCCAUCUCACACUCCCAUCACCCCAUCCCAUCUCACACUCCCAUCACCCCAUCCCAUCUCACACUCCCAUCACCUCAUCCCCUCUCACACUCCCAUCACCUCAUCCCAUCUCACACUCCCAUCACCUCAACCCAUCUCACACUCCCCUCACCUCAUCCCAUCUCACACUCCCAUCACCCCAUCCCAUCUCACACUCCCAUCACCCCAUCCCAUCUCACACUCCCAUCACCUCAUCCCCUCUCACACUCCCAUCACCUCAUCCCAUCUCACACUCCCAUCACCUCAACCCAUCUCACACUCCCAUCACCUCAUCCCAUCUCACACUCCCAUCACCCCAUCCCAUCUCACACUCCCAUCACCCCAUCCCAUCUCACACUCCCAUCACCUCAUCCCCUCUCACACUCCCAUCACCUCAUCCCAUCUCACACUCCCAUCACCUCAUCCCAUCUCACACUCCCAUCACCUCAUCCCAUCUCACACUCCCAUCACCCCAUCCCAUCUCACACUCCCAUCACCUCAUCCCCUCUCACACUCCCAUCACCUCAUCCCAUCUCACACUUCCAUCACCUCAACCCAUCUCACACUCCCAUCACCUCAUCCCAUCUCACACUCCCAUCACCCCAUCCCAUCUCACACUCCCAUCACCCCAUCCCAUCUCACACUCCCAUCACCUCAUCCCCUCUCACACUCCCAUCACCUCAUCCCAUCUCACACUCCCAUCACCUCAUCCCAUCUCACACUCCCAUCACCUCAUCCCAUCUCACACUCCCAUCACCCCAUCCCAUCUCACACUCCCAUCACCCCAUCCCAUCUCACACUCCCAUCACCUCAUCCCCUCUCACACUCCCAUCACCUCAUCCCAUCUCACACUCCCAUCACCUCAACCCAUCUCACACUCCCCUCACCUCAUCCCAUCUCACACUCCCAUCACCUCAUCCCCUCUCACACUCCCAUCACCUCAACCCAUCUCACACUCCCAUCACCUCAUCCCAUCUCACACUCCCAUCACCUCAACCCAUCUCACACUCCCAUCACCUCAUCCCAUCUCACACUCCCAUCACCUCACCCCAUCUCACACUCCCAUCACCUCAUCCCAUCUCACACUCCCAUCACCUCAUCCCAUCUCACACUCCCAUCACCUCCUCCCAUCUCACACUCCCAUCACCUCAUCCCAUCUCACACUCCCAUCACCUCAUCCCAUCUCACACUCCCAUCACCCCAUCCCAUCUCACACUCCCAUCACCCCAUCCCAUCUCACACUCCCAUCACCUCAUCCCCUCUCACACUCCCAUCACCUCAUCCCAUCUCACACUCCCAUCACCUCAUCCCAUCUCACACUCCCAUCACCUCAUCCCAUCUCACACUCCCAUCACCUCAUCCCAUCUCACACUCCCAUCACCUCACCCCAUCUCACACUCCCAUCACCUCAUCCCAUCUCACACUCCCAUCACCUCAUCCCAUCUCACACUCCCAUCACCUCACCCCAUCUCACACUCCCAUCACCUCAACCCAUCUCACACUCCCAUCACCUCAUCCCAUCUCACACUCCCAUCACCUCAACCCAUCUCACACUCCCAUCACCUCAUCCCAUCUCACACUCCCAUCACCUCAACCCAUCUCACACUCCCAUCACCUCAUCCCAUCUCACACUCCCAUCACCUCACCCCAUCUCACACUCCCAUCACCUCAUCCCAUCUCACACUCCCAUCACCUCAUCCCAUCUCACACUCCCAUCACCUCCUCCCAUCUCACACUCCCAUCACCUCAUCCCAUCUCACACUCCCAUCACCUCAUCCCAUCUCACACUCCCAUCACCCCAUCCCAUCUCACACUCCCAUCACCCCAUCCCAUCUCACACUCCCAUCACCUCAUCCCCUCUCACACUCCCAUCACCUCAUCCCAUCUCACACUCCCAUCACCUCAUCCCAUCUCACACUCCCAUCACCUCAUCCCAUCUCACACUCCCAUCACCUCAUCCCAUCUCACACUCCCAUCACCUCACCCCAUCUCACACUCCCAUCACCUCAUCCCAUCUCACACUCCCAUCACCUCACCCCAUCUCACACUCCCAUCACCUCAACCCAUCUCACACUCCCAUCACCUCAUCCCAUCUCACACUCCCAUCACCUCACCCCAUCUCACACUCCCAUCACCUCAUCUCAUCUCACACUCCCAUCACCCCAUCCCAUCUCACACUCCCAUCACCUCAACCCAUCUCACACUCCCAUCACCUCAUCCCAUCUCACACUCCCAUCACCCCAUCCCAUCUCACACUCCCAUCACCCCAUCCCAUCUCACACUCCCAUCACCUCAUCCCCUCUCACACUCCCAUCACCUCAACCCAUCUCACACUCCCAUCACCUCAUCCCAUCUCACACUCCCAUCACCUCAACCCAUCUCACACUCCCAUCACCUCAUCCCAUCUCACACUCCCAUCACCUCACCCCAUCUCACACUCCCAUCACCUCAUCCCAUCUCACACUCCCAUCACCUCAUCCCAUCUCACACUCGCAUCACCUCCUCCCAUCUCACACUCCCAUCACCUCAUCCCAUCUCACACUCCCAUCACCUCAUCCCAUCUCACACUCCCAUCACCCCAUCCCAUCUCACACUCCCAUCACCCCAUCCCAUCUCACACUCCCAUCACCUCAUCCCCUCUCACACUCCCAUCACCUCAUCCCAUCUCACACUCCCAUCACCUCAUCCCAUCUCACACUCCCAUCACCUCAUCCCAUCUCACACUCCCAUCACCUCAUCCCAUCUCACACUCCCAUCACCUCACCCCAUCUCACACUCCCAUCACCUCAUCCCAUCUCACACUCCCAUCACCUCAUCCCAUCUCACACUCCCAUCACCUCACCCCAUCUCACACUCCCAUCACCUCAACCCAUCUCACACUCCCAUCACCUCAUCCCAUCUCACACUCCCAUCACCUCAACCCAUCUCACACUCCCAUCACCUCAUCCCAUCUCACACUCCCAUCACCUCAACCCAUCUCACACUCCCAUCACCUCAUCCCAUCUCACACUCCCAUCACCUCACCCCAUCUCACACUCCCAUCACCUCAUCCCAUCUCACACUCCCAUCACCCCAUCCCAUCUCACACUCCCAUCACCUCAUCCCCUCUCACACUCCCAUCACCUCAUCCCAUCUCACACUCCCAUCACCUCAUCCCAUCUCACACUCCCAUCACCUCAUCCCAUCUCACACUCCCAUCACCUCAUCCCAUCUCACACUCCCAUCACCUCACCCCAUCUCACACUCCCAUCACCUCAUCCCAUCUCACACUCCCAUCACCUCAUCCCAUCUCACACUCCCAUCACCUCACCCCAUCUCACACUCCCAUCACCUCAACCCAUCUCACACUCCCAUCACCUCAUCCCAUCUCACACUCCCAUCACCUCAACCCAUCUCACACUCCCAUCACCUCAUCCCAUCUCACACUCCCAUCACCUCAACCCAUCUCACACUCCCAUCACCUCAUCCCAUCUCACACUCCCAUCACCUCACCCCAUCUCACACUCCCAUCACCUCAUCCCAUCUCACACUCCCAUCACCUCAUCCCAUCUCACACUCCCAUCACCUCCUCCCAUCUCACACUCCCAUCACCUCAUCCCAUCUCACACUCCCAUCACCUCAUCCCAUCUCACACUCCCAUCACCCCAUCCCAUCUCACACUCCCAUCACCCCAUCCCAUCUCACACUCCCAUCACCUCAUCCCCUCUCACACUCCCAUCACCUCAUCCCAUCUCACACUCCCAUCACCUCAUCCCAUCUCACACUCCCAUCACCUCAUCCCAUCUCACACUCCCAUCACCUCAUCCCAUCUCACACUCCCAUCACCUCACCCCAUCUCACACUCCCAUCACCUCAUCCCAUCUCACACUCCCAUCACCUCAUCCCAUCUCACACUCCCAUCACCUCCUCCCAUCUCACACUCCCAUCACCUCAACCCAUCUCACACUCCCAUCACCUCAUCCCAUCUCACACUCCCAUCACCUCACCCCAUCUCACACUCCCAUCACCUCAUCCCAUCUCACACUCCCAUCACCUCAUCCCAUCUCACACUCCCAUCACCUCCUCCCAUCUCACACUCCCAUCACCUCAUCCCAUCUCACACUCCCAUCACCUCAUCCCAUCUCACACUCCCAUCACCCCAUCCCAUCUCACACUCCCAUCACCCCAUCCCAUCUCACACUCCCAUCACCUCAUCCCCUCUCACACUCCCAUCACCUCAUCCCAUCUCACACUCCCAUCACCUCAUCCCAUCUCACACUCCCAUCACCUCAUCCCAUCUCACACUCCCAUCACCUCAUCCCAUCUCACACUCCCAUCACCUCACCCCAUCUCACACUCCCAUCACCUCAUCCCAUCUCACACUCCCAUCACCUCAUCCCAUCUCACACUCCCAUCACCUCCUCCCAUCUCACACUCCCAUCACCUCAUCCCAUCUCACACUCCCAUCACCUCAUCCCAUCUCACACUCCCAUCACCCCAUCCCAUCUCACACUCCCAUCACCCCAUCCCAUCUCACACUCCCAUCACCUCAUCCCCUCUCACACUCCCAUCACCUCAUCCCAUCUCACACUCCCAUCACCUCAUCCCAUCUCACACUCCCAUCACCUCAUCCCAUCUCACACUCCCAUCACCUCAUCCCAUCUCACACUCCCAUCACCUCACCCCAUCUCACACUCCCAUCACCUCAUCCCAUCUCACACUCCCAUCACCUCACCCCAUCUCACACUCCCAUCACCUCAACCCAUCUCACACUCCCAUCACCUCAUCCCAUCUCACACUCCCAUCACCUCACCCCAUCUCACACUCCCAUCACCUCAUCUCAUCUCACACUCCCAUCACCCCAUCCCAUCUCACACUCCCAUCACCUCAACCCAUCUCACACUCCCAUCACCUCAUCCCAUCUCACACUCCCAUCACCCCAUCCCAUCUCACACUCCCAUCACCCCAUCCCAUCUCACACUCCCAUCACCUCAUCCCCUCUCACACUCCCAUCACCUCAACCCAUCUCACACUCCCAUCACCUCAUCCCAUCUCACACUCCCAUCACCUCAUCCCAUCUCACACUCCCAUCACCUCAUCCCAUCUCACACUCCCAUCACCUCAUCCCAUCUCACACUCCCAUCACCUCACCCCAUCUCACACUCCCAUCACCUCAUCCCAUCUCACACUCCCAUCACCUCACCCCAUCUCACACUCCCAUCACCUCAACCCAUCUCACACUCCCAUCACCUCAUCCCAUCUCACACUCCCAUCACCUCACCCCAUCUCACACUCCCAUCACCUCAUCUCAUCUCACACUCCCAUCACCCCAUCCCAUCUCACACUCCCAUCACCUCAACCCAUCUCACACUCCCAUCACCUCAUCCCAUCUCACACUCCCAUCACCCCAUCCCAUCUCACACUCCCAUCACCCCAUCCCAUCUCACACUCCCAUCACCUCAUCCCCUCUCACACUCCCAUCACCUCAACCCAUCUCACACUCCCAUCACCUCAUCCCAUCUCACACUCCCAUCACCUCAACCCAUCUCACACUCCCAUCACCUCAUCCCAUCUCACACUCCCAUCACCUCACCCCAUCUCACACUCCCAUCACCUCAUCCCAUCUCACACUCCCAUCACCUCAUCCCAUCUCACACUCCCAUCACCUCCUCCCAUCUCACACUCCCAUCACCUCAUCCCAUCUCACACUCCCAUCACCUCAUCCCAUCUCACACUCCCAUCACCCCAUCCCAUCUCACACUCCCAUCACCCCAUCCCAUCUCACACUCCCAUCACCUCAUCCCCUCUCACACUCCCAUCACCUCAUCCCAUCUCACACUCCCAUCACCUCAUCCCAUCUCACACUCCCAUCACCUCAUCCCAUCUCACACUCCCAUCACCUCAUCCCAUCUCACACUCCCAUCACCUCACCCCAUCUCACACUCCCAUCACCUCAUCCCAUCUCACACUCCCAUCACCUCAUCCCAUCUCACACUCCCAUCACCUCACCCCAUCUCACACUCCCAUCACCUCAACCCAUCUCACACUCCCAUCACCUCAUCCCAUCUCACACUCCCAUCACCUCAACCCAUCUCACACUCCCAUCACCUCAUCCCAUCUCACACUCCCAUCACCUCAACCCAUCUCACACUCCCAUCACCUCAUCCCAUCUCACACUCCCAUCACCUCACCCCAUCUCACACUCCCAUCACCUCAUCCCAUCUCACACUCCCAUCACCUCAUCCCAUCUCACACUCCCAUCACCUCCUCCCAUCUCACACUCCCAUCACCUCAUCCCAUCUCACACUCCCAUCACCUCAUCCCAUCUCACACUCCCAUCAUCCCAUCCCAUCUCACACUCCCAUCACCCCAUCCCAUCUCACACUCCCAUCACCUCAUCCCCUCUCACACUCCCAUCACCUCAUCCCAUCUCACACUCCCAUCACCUCAUCCCAUCUCACACUCCCAUCACCUCAUCCCAUCUCACACUCCCAUCACCUCAUCCCAUCUCACACUCCCAUCACCUCACCCCAUCUCACACUCCCAUCACCUCAUCCCAUCUCACACUCCCAUCACCUCACCCCAUCUCACACUCCCAUCACCUCAACCCAUCUCACACUCCCAUCACCUCAUCCCAUCUCACACUCCCAUCACCUCACCCCAUCUCACACUCCCAUCACCUCAUCCCAUCUCACACUCCCAUCACCUCACCCCAUCUCACACUCCCAUCACCUCAUCCCAUCUCACACUCCCAUCACCUCAUCGCAUCUCACACCCCCAUCACCUCAUCCCGUCUCACACUCCCAUCACCUCAUCCCAUCUCACACUCCCAUCACCUCAUCCCACCCCAAAUCAUCCCUGACUGCAUGA